Messenger RNA from Choloepus didactylus (southern two-toed sloth), 3325 nucleotides. It is a transcript of the gene DESI1, whose product is annotated as desumoylating isopeptidase 1. Gene Ontology annotation, molecular function: peptidase activity. The record is from RefSeq and is a predicted model, not a curated record. NCBI's taxonomy places the organism in Eukaryota, Metazoa, Chordata, Mammalia, Pilosa, Megalonychidae. Gene Ontology annotation, biological process: protein modification by small protein removal. Bases 380 to 886 code for a protein of 168 amino acids. The transcript is spliced from 6 exons.
CUCACAACCUGCUUUCCACUCAGGUCUCUAACUCCAAUCCGGGCCUCGAAAGCCUCGCCCCCGCCAGCGAACUCCGCCACUUCUGCGAGGCCCCGCCCCUGCCUGUCCGUCAGGGCGGUAGGCACAUGCGCGAAAGUGCGUCUUCACCCCCGCCCCUUCUUCCGCGCGGACCCUCCCCAUCCCCGCUCUGUCACCUCACAGUUGUGGUUGCCGGUGGCGGGGGCGCGAGUAGCGCAGGGCGGCCUCUCCCCCGCCCCUCAGGCCGGGCCCGGGCUCGGUCCCCCGCUCCCUCAGUUCCCCACUCCCGUCGGGUACGGGAAAGUCCAGCUUGCUGCCGGGUACCAGAGGGACGUCGUGGCCGCCGCCGCCACGGGUCCGGAUGGAGCCGCCGAAUCUCUAUCCGGUGAAGCUCUACGUGUACGACCUAUCCAAGGGCCUGGCCCGGCGGCUCAGCCCCAUCAUGCUAGGGAAACAACUGGAAGGCAUCUGGCACACCUCCAUAGUAGUGCACAAGGAUGAGUUCUUCUUUGGCAGUGGCGGUAUCUCCAGCUGUCCCCCGGGAGGGACAUUGCUUGGGCCCCCAGACUCUGUGGUUGAUGUGGGGAGCACAGAAGUCACAGAAGAAAUCUUUCUGGAGUACCUGUCCUCCCUGGGGGAGUCUCUGUUUCGAGGGGAGGCCUACAACCUCUUUGAGCACAACUGUAACACCUUCAGCAACGAAGUGGCCCAGUUCCUGACUGGGCGGAAGAUCCCUUCUUACAUCACUGACCUCCCCUCCGAAGUUCUCUCCACGCCCUUCGGCCAGGCGCUGCGGCCCCUCCUGGACUCCAUCCAGAUCCAGCCUCCUGGAGGGAGCACCGUGGGCCGACCAAACGGCCAGAGCUAACAGGACUGCAUGGGACCACCCUGGCUCGCCAGGGCUUUUCCUUUUUAAACAAAACAAACCCUGCCAGAUUUCUAUUUUAUAAUUUUACAUCAGAGCUAACAACCAGGGGACGGCUUUUUAAAUUUCCCAGGGAAGGAGAUCGUCAGGCUGCAUGUAGGACAAUGCUGCUAAGAAACAGAACAAAAUGCCAUCCCUUCUAAUAGUGUUAUACUAAUUUAUUAAGGCUGUCUUGUCUGUGAGUUCACUUCUGACGCUGUUUUCUAAGCGUCCUCCACACUGGAGAAAGGGAGGGGGCUUGUUUAAGCAGAAAGCAAGCCCUAACCUAGAGCUUCUUUCCAGAAAAAACGCCCACACACUACCCAGGUUGCCACCACCUGUGGAGCCCGGGUGAAUUUCACAACAUGCUUGAUCCUGAAGCAGUUACUCUCUAGUGUGAAAUGAACCAAAGGUUUUGGUGCACACAGGACCAGUUUCAGGAUGACUAACUCAACUUAAGGGAACUCUUUAGUCAUGUCCCCUCUCCCCUUUCCUCCCCUCCCCUUGGGUACGGGGCCAGGCCUGGAGUAGCCAGAAACCUCAGGAAUGAGGGAGAAUGAGAGCAGGUGUCAGGCCAGAGAAAACAGGAUAAAGCCAUUCUCCCUUCUGCCUGGACUGAUCGCCAGUCUUGAUGGCAUUUUGGAAAACCUGCCUUGCUGCCCCCACGGCGCUCUCCUUCAGCAUGGCUGGCCUUCCAUAGCUAAGGAAGGUCCGGCCUGGGGGCAGCCAAGACCCAGGCCUUAUGUCUGCAAAUGCUGAGAUACGUUAAUUAUAGUCACUGUACCCACCCCACCCAAUCCAAUAUGCAGUAUUAGGCAGGGACCAAGGGGAAAUGAUUCCCUGCUCUAGGAGGAUAUUCAUGAUGUAGAAAGAAUAAUAAUACAGAACCAAGAUGCAAGAGAAUUUAGAGUUGUUUCUCAUAGGGAUUUUUACAUCUCCUCAGAGUGUUCUGGAGGCAUGUGGUAAUUGGGUUGUGAUUCUAACUUGAAGAGGACAUGGCAGGGGCAUAGGUCGGCAUCUUCCUGAUGACCUGCUGCUAGGAGUUCACAGACGGAAACAGUCUGGAGGUCUGGAGAGACUUUCAGGUUCCCUUUCCUCACAUGAGCCUCCCAUGGGUUAGAUUUGGGGGACGUGAGUAUGGAGAAGGGACUUGAGCUGCCAAGUGCCCAAGUCUCAGCUCCGGCAUCCUUGGGCCCAUGCCCGUGCAGCCACAGCUCCCUGCAAUUAUGUUCUUUCUUGGGGGUCUGGCCUGCAGCAGGUGCCUUUCCUCUCCCAGACCCUGCUGCUCACCUCUGGCCCCAUCCCCUCCUGUCUCUGCCUUCAGCAUCGCAGUUGGCAUUAUCAGGGUCUCAGGUAGAAGAGAAGAUGUUAUUCUGCCAUAGUGUUUGCCUGUGGCCUGACCAAGGGCCUAUCAGUGAUGACCAGCUGUGGUAUCAAGUGACAUUUUGGAACUUUAAAAUUGGAGGUCAAACCAGUGAGUAGUUUAAUUCUUCUCAAGACUCACUGAACUGCCAAUGUGCAUGGUAAUGGUAAAUUAGAGCAGAAAUGAGCUACUGGCAAAUUAGGCCCACAGAGAAGGGGUCUCUGAGGCUGGGUUUCUCUGGAGAGGACAACAAGUUGGCCUAGGCUAUUGCUUUGAUUCACACCUGGCUUUCUGUCCUGUCAGUCACUCCAGCUUGCCUUGCCUCCAGCUCUCUCUUCCAGGCUCCUGCUCCAGACCUCUCUGUCCUGAGCAAACUCUCGGCUCUGUCCAGAGGUUCUGGGCAGCACAAGCUCUUUUUCUUCUUGCCUCCCCCUCCUGCCCCCAUGUCCAGGUUCAGCCGGUUUCACCCUCCCAGCAGUCACCCCCAGACCCAGGGCUCUAUUGAGAAGCUAGCCUAAGUGGCUCAUCUGAGAGAAUUUGAGUCAGUCCAUUGAACAGCCCCCCUCAUGCCCAGCAGCCAUUUGUACCAAUGCCUGUGUCCCAGGGUUUUAGGGGAGAAACAUAGCGGUCAGUAAGCAGGCUUCCCCUGCUUUCCCCCCACUCAAGCCCCACUGUCACUAACUUUGGAAGCCCAGGCUCAGGCUAGGACCCAAACCCCAUCCUCACAUUUCUCUGUCUAUGCCAGAACCUUGGGAGCAUGCUCAUUGUGACCUGCUAACUCCACAGGGGGGUGUACAGUCGAGCAAAGUGGGAAGUGAGUUGUGUGUGUAAUUGGAACCACCUCCAUAGAGGUCCGUUGGUUUAAAGGGACAAGGAAGGAGGAGGGAUGAGAUCAUCCCCCACUCCUAGAAAUUAAACUUGAAUCUCUGAAUUCUCUUAAAUGCUCUUGAAGCCAAACUAAUAGCUGUGUCUAGUAUGGAGGUGUUUGCUGGUUUUCUUUGGUGUUUUUUCUAAUGCAAUAAACUCAAUUCUGCCUGCUG